Messenger RNA from Syngnathus acus (greater pipefish), 1257 nucleotides. Its product is annotated as solute carrier family 22 member 5-like. The transcript has 6 exons. Gene Ontology annotation, molecular function: transmembrane transporter activity. Gene Ontology annotation, biological process: transmembrane transport. The coding region runs from base 76 to 984 and encodes 302 amino acids. The record is from RefSeq and is a predicted model, not a curated record. Gene Ontology annotation, cellular component: membrane. NCBI's taxonomy places the organism in Eukaryota, Metazoa, Chordata, Actinopteri, Syngnathiformes, Syngnathidae.
GAGGAGUCAAGCUCCUCCAAAGCAAGCUUUUGAAAGCCGCAGCACGGCCGUCUGGCACGGUACUCGGCGGUCUCCAUGCAGCCGGACUACGAGGACGCCGUGUCCUUCCUGGGCUCUUGGGGUCCCUUCCAGAGGCGAGUGGUCUGGCAGCUGUGCCUGGCCGCCCUCCCCUCGGGCUACAACCUGCUGUCCAGCCUCUACCUGCUGGCCACGCCGCCGCACGUCUGCCGGAUCCCCGACAACAGCCUCGGCCCCGAAUGGACGCAGGUCGCCGUCCCUAUGCAGCUGGUCUCCGGACGCUUGGAGCGGAGCAGCUGCAGUCGCUUUCAGCUGAGCCGCAUUCAGAACCUCAGCGCCUCCGGUCUCAGGUCCCAUGCGCCGCUGUCCAGCCUGCCGCAGGAAGGCUGUAAGGACGGCUGGACCUUCAGCACGGAGCACUACCAGUCCACCGUGGUCACGGAGUUUGCUCUGGUGUGCGAUGAGCAGUGGAAAGCGCCUCUGAGCACUCUGGCCUACUUCCUGGGCGGACUGUGCGGAUGCUUCAUCUCGGGCCAGCUCUCCGACAGGUUUGGCAGGAAACCCGUUCUGCUGGCUUGCGUGGCCCUGCUGGGCAAGUUUGGCAUUCUGGCCGGCCUGAGCGUUUUGUACACGUACAGCGGAGAACUGUACCCCACGGUCAUCCGGAACACAGCCUUGUCCUCCUGCGCCACCUUCUCACGACUCGGAUCCGCGGUGUCGCCCUACAUCCUCCAACUGGGAGUGUGGUACGAGUUGUUGCCGUGGAUCCUGGUGGGUUCCUUGUCUGUGUUUGGUGUUGUGCUCAGUGUCUUUCUGCCAGAGACCUUCACACAGCCACUGCCAGACACCAUUCAGCAGAUGGCCACCAUGCGCAAAUGGCCAUGUUCAUCCUGUGCUGCAAAGCAUGAUGGGAAACCCUCUGAAGACAAUCCUGGACCAGAGGUCAUCUGGACAACUCACUUUUAAUACGCGCACACAUGCGCCCACGCUAGAAGAUCUUUAGUCCUCAGCUUGAUAUUUCCGUUUUCUCAGUUUGUCCACGAGAUAGAGACAAAACAAACCUCCAGACCAUGACGCAUUCACGGACACAAAAAAGAUUCGUGGAAAAGAAAAAAAACAAAACUAGUGGGUUGAUUUGCGAUUAACGUUCAUCCCUUUGUGAUCCACUUGUCCUAUCACCAUAAUACAAUUUCUGAUGUCAAAUGAGGAAUGGUUCAUUUGAUGUGAGACUUGACGUUA